AUGAAGGUCCUCCAGUCCAUCCUUGUUGCCAUGUGUUUCGGCCCUGCGGCUCUCUCUGCCCCGACAUCUCCACCCCAGAUCAAGGGUAGAUCCUUCAAGAUUGAAAAAGUCCGUCGUGCAGAGACUCUCUCCGGUCCCAGUGCCUUGCGCAGAGCGUAUGUCAAGUACGGCAUUGUUCCGACAAACCUGGGCAUUGACCUGUCGGAUUUCGAGCCGAUUGUGAAAACCGCCGUUGCGAAUACCACCAACGAUGUCGCCGAACCAGAACAGACUGGUGGUGUUAGUGCCACCUCGGUGGAAGGAGACGCUGCAUUUGUUUCUCCCAUGACGAUUGGUGGACAGCAACUGACCGUCACCUUUGAUACGGGCUCAUCGGAUCUAUGGGUAAUGAAUUCCCAACUCCCCGCGGAAUACACCCAAGGCCGCACGGUCUUUAACUCAUCCAAGUCCAGCACCUUCAAGAAGCUCGAGGGCUACACCUUCAACAUCACCUACGGCGACGACUCCUACGCGUACGGCGGCGUUGGAACCGACACCGUCGACGUUGGCGGCGUCACAGUGACAGGACAAGCCAUCGGCGUCCCAACGACCGUGGCCUCCUCGUUCGCGCAAGACACUUACACCAAUGGACUGGUCGGCCUCGGCUUCACCUCCCUCAACACCGUGCAGCCACAACAACAGCCGUCGUUCUUCGCGAAGAUCGCCGGCGUCCUCGACGAGCCCGUGCUGGGUUCCUCCCUGAAAAGCGACGGGGUCGGCGAGUUCGAGUUUGGAAUCAUCGACCGGUCCAAGUACAAGGGCGACAUGGUGAACGCGAGCGUCGACUCCUCGAGCGGGUUCUGGCAGUUUGAGUCGGCGUAUUACCGCGUUGGCGAUGGCGAUCUUACCAAGAACACCCAGGCUACUGCUACGAUCGCGGACACAGGGACGUCCCUGAUGCUGCUGGACCAGCACAUUGUGGACGCCUACUAUAGCCAAGUCAAGGGGGCCGUAUUCGUCACCAGCGCCAGCGGCUACAUCUACCCUUGCAGCGCGGAGCUGCCGAACUUUUCGAUUGCCGUAGGGCCGGCCCAUCUAGCGACUGUUCCGGGGAAAAUGAUUGAUUUUGCACAGGUUGGGACGAACACGACAACUGGAGAGAAAGUCUGCUACGGAGGCAUUCAGUCCAACCAAGGAAUCUCCAUGCAAAUCCUGGGCGACACAUUCCUGAAAGCGUUCUAUGUCGUGUUUGAUCUGCGCGGACCGUCGAUUGGAGUUGCGGCUCCUGUUUGA
Messenger RNA from Aspergillus ochraceoroseus IBT 24754, 1272 nucleotides. RefSeq names its product pepsin-like aspartic protease. The record is from RefSeq and is a predicted model, not a curated record. Lineage: Eukaryota; Fungi; Ascomycota; Eurotiomycetes; Eurotiales; Aspergillaceae. The transcript is spliced from 3 exons. Gene Ontology annotation, molecular function: aspartic-type endopeptidase activity. The coding region runs from base 1 to 1272 and encodes 423 amino acids. Gene Ontology annotation, biological process: proteolysis.